CCUACCUGGCAGUGUACGGCAAUUCCAUGCAGCUUUAAACUCAACCCCUUGGAUUGGAAGAUCCUAAACCAUUGCAGGACAUGGCAUAGUUUCGUUUCUUUGUUACUUUCGACAUGUCCUAAUUCUAUAUAUGACCCAAGUCUCAACUAAAAACAGCAAUGAGUGAUUCUCUCUCUCUGUCUCUCUCUCUUGAGAAUUUUCGUUUGAACUUUGAACAUUUCUUCAUGGUUACUAUCAUCUGGUGACUAUCUUUUUUUUAUUUUCCUUGUUGGUUGUAUUUCAAGUCUUCGUGAUCCAUUCGAACUCUUGUCAGUUGUCACCUUCUUCUUGCAGGACACGCAUAUUCAUUCUCUACUGCCUUUUUUUUUUUAUCCCAUUUGUUUGUUUGACCUUAUGGUUGUGCCUCGUUUUUAUGGUAUUCUGGGAUGGAUGUGGGAAAUUGUAUUCAAGGUGGUUGGCUAAAGAUUGUUUAUUUAGUGUUUGCUUUCUUUUCUGCUCUCUUUCUUGGUGCUAUCAAAGGUUUACUUGUUGGACCUAUUGCUGGUUUGAUACUAAUAAUAGGGAAUGUUGGGGUCAUCCUGGGAUUGUUACCUGCACAUAUUGCCUGGACUGCGUACACAAUUAUAAGGACUAAUAGAUAUGAUGCACCCCUUAAAGUUGCUAUUUUGAUUGCUUUGCCUGCGUUAUUUGGUAUAUGGAUGGCUUUAAGCAUAGCCGGGAGUGCUCUUGUGGGAAUUGGUUAUGGCUUCUUCACUCCCUGGGUUUCAGCUUUUGAAGCCUUUAGACAUGAGAAUCCGUCCAAGAGAUUCUUUCAUUGUGUUGUGGAUGGAACAUGGGACACUGUAAAAGGAAGCUGCACUAUGGUUAGAGACUUUGCAGAUUUAUGUUUUCAUUCAUACUUGCUCUGCUUGAAGGAGUUACGUGAAUCCCCCAUUCCAAAUGAGCUCCAAACUCUGCGGUUGAUUCAUGUGCCAGGACUUAUCGUUGUUGGAUUGCUUGGACUAAUUGUGGAUAUUCCCUCUUACACUAUAAUUGCUGUAGUUAAGAGUCCAUACAUGUUAUUUAAGGGAUGGUUUCGACUGACACAUGAUCUAAUUAGCAGAGAAGGCCCAUUUCUUGAAACAGUUUGCAUCCCCAUUGCUGGUUUGACAAUCCUUUUCUGGCCAAUUGUUGUCAUUGGGAGUAUAGUAGUUGCUAUUUUUUCUAGUUUCUUCAUCGGAUUGUAUGGAUCAGUCAUCGUAUAUCAGGAAAGAUCUUUUCGGAGAGGCGUUGCUUAUGUGAUUGCAAUGAUUGCUGAAUUUGACGAGUACACAAAUGAUUGGCUCUAUCUUAGAGAGGGGACAAUCUUCCCAAGGCCCUCUUAUCGCAAGAAAAGUGGUUCAGAACCUGAGUAUUCUGUUGGAGGACUUGGUGGCAAAUUCAGUUCUACUUCUGGUGAAGUACCUGCAAUGCUCGUGCCAAGCUUGGUUCAUUCGGUAUCAGUUAGAGAGGCAAUAAAUGAAGUGAAAAUGGUUCAGAUUUGGACAAAUAUGAUGAAAUCUUGUGAAAUAAGUGGCAAAGAUCUAUUGGAUGCUGAUGUAAUAACUCCAGUGGACCUCUGUGAAUGGUUGAAGGCAAAGAGUGGUAAUGAAGCAGCCAUUAUUGGUGUUGGCCUGCCAUGUUAUUGUUUCUUGCAGAGUCUCCUCAACUCUAUCAGAUCAGGUUCUAAUGGUUUGUUAUUGCCCGAUGGUGUUGAAAUAAACCAUCUGAAUAGGCCAAAAGACAAACUGUUAGAUUGGUUCUUUAAUCCUAUAAUGGUCCUGAAGGAACAGAUCAAGGUUAUAAAACUGGAAGACAGUGAAGUUAGGCUGUUGGAGAAGUUGGUUCUUUUUGGCAACAAUACAGAACGGAUUGAUGCUUGGGACAAUGGUAGUUCAAUCCCUCAAGAUUCUCUCAGAGCUGCUCAAAUUGAAGGCAUAAGCAGAAGGAUGGUUGGAAUGGUUAGAAGUGCAUCGAAAUUGCCAACAUACAGAAGGAGAUUUCGCCAGGUUGUGAAGGAUUUAAUUGCACAUGCUUCAGAGAAACAGGAUAUGGCUAGAUGCAAUUCCAUGGCAUCAACUUCUUGCUCUGAAGAAGUGUAGAACUCAUUUACACACACACAAAAGCUUGCAGUAGAAUUGUGAUGUAAAAGUAUAGAUUACAAGUGAUGUAUCUAUAAUUUAUACAGAGUAGGCGUUGAAAACCUGCUUCUUUGAAAGAUACAAGUUGUCUUCAUUGAAAAUGGUAGACUUUUUAUUUUUUUAUU
This is a messenger RNA of Durio zibethinus, 2284 nucleotides long. RefSeq names its product putative membrane protein At3g27390. The record is from RefSeq and is a predicted model, not a curated record. NCBI's taxonomy places the organism in Eukaryota, Viridiplantae, Streptophyta, Magnoliopsida, Malvales, Malvaceae.